AUGAACACAGCAAAGGCCCAACAGCUGAUCAGCAGUAUCUUUGAUCAGUGGGCAGAUCAGUACUCUCUCAAUCUGGCUAAGGCUAUGGGACAGCCUAGUCCUGCAGGCUGGAAAGACCCCAAGUAUCCAAGUACAAGUCCAGCCUAUUCGGAAGAAAGAUUGGCUCAUGAAGCUUUGCAAUUAGAAAAGCGUUUGAGCUUACUGUCCCAUACAAGUCGCCAGGGAAGUGGAGGAGAUGACAGAAGUCUUUCAAGCUCAUCUUCAGAUACCAGCCACUCGGAUGUUAGUGUUGGGAGCAGAUUAACAAUUUGGCCUGAACAAUCUUCAGCCAGCACUUCUCAAGAGAGUCAUGGACUGGCAUCUGCCAAGGGCAUUCAUCUUGGGGAAGAAAAGACCCUUCCAGAAGGGGCACGUGGCACCACAAAACCACCUCCAAAGCCCCUCCGGUCCAGACAGCUACAGGAAAUAGGUCGUCAGAGUUCUUCUGACAGUGGAAUAGCUACUGGUAGUCACUCUUCUUACUCUGGAAGCUUUUCUUCCUAUGCUGGGAGCUUGGACAUUUGCCACGGUGAUGAGUUUGGAUCACUGCUAAGCUUGCCAUUGAACUUUCCUUCGGAUCAGAAUUUAUGUACUUGUCCUCACAGCGAGCCUCAGAGAGGUGCGGGACCAGAGUAUCAGGUUCCCAGCUCUCUCAGACAUAUUUAUGAUAAACCCAGGAGUUUUUUACAGGCAGCUUCUAAAGAUGUGCAACCGAAGAGUGCAGAUUCCAUGCUACCCAAGGACCAGGCCCUGUCACCUCAAGGUGCUAGUGACCCAAAACUGCUACUGCCACACUUGGAAGCACGCAGGGUACCCGAGCACAGCCAGGACAGAGGGAGACCUUCAUCCUUACUCGCAGAAAGCAGCAAGGACUCAAGUGAUGAGACAUAUGUGGAUGUUGUUGCGAGGUGGUCAGACACAAAACCACAAGGACAGGUGUCAGACUCCAAAAGUAGUGAGUUGUCACCACCUAGUGGGGCCUCAGCUGGCCCCUGUGACACAUGUAGCCCCCACCUUGGGAUGACAAGAGCUCUUUUUUCAGCUUGUCCAAUCUGUGGUGGACUAAAGGGAACAGCAAUAUCACAGUCUGGAGUCUUACCAGCUAUACCAGGUGGUGCUUCUGUCAUGGCAGCUUCUGGGUCUUUGAAAAUACACAGAGGACACAGUCUCCAAGCUGGUCCUAAAGGUGGUCAUGAGAUGCUGACACUUCCUGCAGAACCAGGAACUCCUACUAGCCCCGAGGAACCUGAAGGAGCAGUGGGUUAUUCAGCUGAUGUCGCUGCAUCAGAUCGACCUCACAGCGAGACAGCCACCUAUGUUAAUAUUCCUGUCAGCCCUACUUCCAAAAAACAGCUUCAUUACAUGGAACUGGAACUUCAAGAACCCAGCACAAGCAUAAGAGGGAGUGGAUCAUCCCGAUAUGCACAGAUUGACAUUGCAGCCACCGAGACAGCGCACAAGGUGGGAACGCAGCAUGCUCAGUGCCGGGAGGAACGCUUGCAGGAGCUAGAGCAAAAGAAGAAAGGGGCUCAGCAAUGA
Messenger RNA from Antrostomus carolinensis (chuck-will's-widow), 1578 nucleotides. RefSeq names its product protein Dok-7. The coding region runs from base 1 to 1578 and encodes 525 amino acids. NCBI's taxonomy places the organism in Eukaryota, Metazoa, Chordata, Aves, Caprimulgiformes, Caprimulgidae. The record is from RefSeq and is a predicted model, not a curated record. The transcript has 8 exons. Gene Ontology annotation, molecular function: protein kinase binding. Gene Ontology annotation, biological process: positive regulation of protein tyrosine kinase activity; neuromuscular junction development.